AUGUCUUCCACACCCCGACAACCGCCGGAUUUCCCCUUAUCGGCGUCUCCUGCUUCUAAUAGAGGUCUGGCACCCAGCGUAGCGUCAUCCGUCCCUCGUGCUUCCUCGAUCGCUCGAUUAGCGUCUCCCGUCCCAGCGCUCGGAACAUCUCCUGCGUUAUCGCAUAGCUCCGUACCUCGGGGUAGCAACAAUGGUGGUACGAAUACAAACGGACAGCAAACAGGUGGCCCUGCGCCCUUAGCAGGUGCCGGCACGAGCAUGUCCGGACCUGGAGUAUCGGCCCUCGCGGCGGCGUUAUCCAACUCCGUUGGAACGUCACCCCCGAGGUUCGGUACACCAUCCAGCCGCGCUGCGCAGGGUGACCCGACAUUACGAGCGAACUCCCCCGCUCCCAGCAACAUCCCGCCGUCCGCGACGCCCACGAACUACGGGUCGUUCGACAACAGGUCUCGUCCCGUAGCUUACGAGGACCACGAGGUAGUCAAGCGACAUCUGGUUCAGCCCACCGACGCGGCCUCCGAUACAUCUUCGGGACAACAUGCUACCAAGGGCAAGCAGCCUGCUGAUAGUGCCGCGGACGCCUCGGCCGACGACGAAGAGUUUUCGAGCUUACGGUUACAAGGUGGCGACAUUACGAGAGGCAUCUACAAGUGGACCCAAGAUGCCGAGACGCGGAGUAAAGUGCAGAGGAGCCAGAGUUUCGUGCAACCACGGCCGUUGCCCGAGAGCGAGGUGCUGGAUAUUAAGAACAUGAAGGUCCCCGGAGGCUUCCGGCGCGAUUACAUCCGGAGAACGGCCGAGGAUCAGCAGGGCGCGUUGGGUCGCGAGGAAGCGGGCGAGGCGAGUGGUCAGCCACCGAGGCUGUUUACGACGAGCUUCCUGGAAUUUUUGACGCUGUAUGGUCACUUUGCCGGUGAAGAGCUUGAGGAGGAUGACGAGGUUUUGCUCCCCGGGGAGUACUUCUCUUCGGGUGCUGAGGAUGGCGGUUACUUUGGGGACGAGGAAAGCGAGUCCGAUCGGGAACCGAUGGAGGAUAGCGCUCUGCUGACGCCGUCGCGUCGCAAGAGAAGGAGAAAGGAGAGAGGAGGCAGCGGGAAAAACUCACCCAUGGGAGCGGCGUUAUUAUUGCUCAAGUCGUUUGUCGGAACCGGCGUGCUCUUCCUCCCCAGGGCCUACCUCAACGGCGGCAUGCUUUUUAGCAACCUCGUCCUUCUCUUUGUUGCAGCCCUGAGCUACUACUGCUUCGUGCUGCUCGUGUCUGUCCGGCUCAAGAUUGACGGCUCUUUCGGUGAUCUCGGCGGUAUUCUCUUCGGCGGGUGGUUCCGGAAGCUGAUUCUAUUCUCGAUCGUUAUCAGCCAGAUUGGAUUCGUAUCGGCCUACAUCGUCUUCACGUCGGAGAACCUGCGCGCCGUCAUCUUGGCCGUGUCGGACUGCAAGAACCACGUACCCAUAACGUGGCUCAUCAUCCUGCAGAUGAUCAUCUUCCUCCCCUUCUCGCUCCUCCGCGACAUCGGCAAGCUCGGCUUCACCGCCCUCGUCGCCGACGCCUUCAUCCUCGUCGGGCUCGCCUACCUCCUCUACUACGACAUCCUGACGCUCAACGCCAACGGCGUGGCCGACAUUAUCCAGUUCAACCAGAACGACUGGACGCUCUUCAUCGGCACGGCCAUCUUCACCUUUGAGGGUAUCGGCCUCAUCAUCCCCAUCCAGGAAUCCAUGAAGCACCCGCAGAAAUUCCCCCGCGUCAUGUUCGCCGUCAUGAUCAUCAUCACCACCCUCUUCGUGACCAUGGGCGCCGUCUCCUACGCCGCCUACGGCUCCAAGACCGAGACUGUCGUGCUGCUCAACCUGCCGCAGGAUAGCAAGCUUGUCAACGCCACGCAGUUUUUAUACUCGGUCGCCAUCCUGCUUUCGACGCCGCUGCAGCUGUUCCCCGCCAUCAAGAUUUCGGAAAAUGCCCUCUUUACCAAGAGCGGGAAGUAUAACCCUUACAUCAAGUGGCAGAAGAAUAUCUUUCGGUUCUUCCUUGUUACGGCGUGUACGUUGAUUGCGUGGGGUGGUGCGGAUGAUUUGGAUAAGUUUGUGGCGUUGGUGGGGAACUUUGCGUGCAUCCCGCUGGUUUACAUCUACCCGCCUAUGCUGCAUUAUAGAGCCGUAGCGAAGAGUCGGGCGUGGAAGAUCUCGGACAUCGUACUCGGCGUGUUUGGUCUCGUGGCUAUGGUGUACGCGACUACCUUGACAGUUAUCAGCUGGGCCAGGGCGCCGUCUGGUCCUACACUUCCGGGAUACUGUGAUGGGAGAUAG
This is a messenger RNA of Scedosporium apiospermum, 2304 nucleotides long. Its product is annotated as Vacuolar amino acid transporter 3. NCBI's taxonomy places the organism in Eukaryota, Fungi, Ascomycota, Sordariomycetes, Microascales, Microascaceae. The transcript has 2 exons. Gene Ontology annotation, biological process: amino acid transmembrane transport. The record is from RefSeq and is a predicted model, not a curated record. Gene Ontology annotation, molecular function: amino acid transmembrane transporter activity. The coding region runs from base 1 to 2304 and encodes 767 amino acids.